UUAAAAGUCAACAAAAUUACCGGUCUUAUAUCGUUGAGUUUUUCCUUUUAAGUAGCAUUAUUUUAACAAAAUUUGUUUUAUAGUUUUCGGCACUUAUACAAGAAUUUAAAUUAACUAUAGUGUUUAUAGGUCUAGAUUAAUCAAGGUCAAAAACAGUUAGACAACAGCCCUAUGCCAUUUUGACAAUUUGUAAAAUCGAAAGAGCAAAUAUUUUGGUAAAAAAGUAUUUAAUUUAUAAAGUAACUAAUAAUCAAACAGUUUUUAUAAAAUGACUUCAACGAGUUUUAACAUUGGAUUAACUGGUACAAAAAAUUCGAGUAGAGUCCUUAAACCACCAGGAGGUGGACAUACUGAUAUUUUUGGCGUUAACGGUGAUUCUGAAAAUACGAAACCGAGCAAGAAAAAAAUUAUAUCUCCAACAUCAAUUACGAGCUGUUUGUACCACGAGAAAAAAGAAAAGCCUAAAGAAAAUGAUCAACUGGAAAAUAUCGUUGACAAAGAAUUAAAUUUUGAAAAGAAAUGCAAUGACAAUAGUUUCGAUGAUGUCAAAGAGACUAAAAAUGAUGAAAAGAAAAAUAUACCAGAACCUCCAAGAAGAGUAAGAGUUCCUCCAGGUGGUUUUUCAUCGGGUUUGUGGUAAAUUUUCCCUGUGUGCAAUGUCACUUAACGUAAUAUUAUAUUUUAAAAGUUGUAACUGGUAAGCUAGUUCUUCUAUCACCACUUGAAUACGUUAAAAAUAUACUUAAGUUAACUUUUGUUUGGAAAAAAUGUUAAAAUUUGUGUGAAUAAUUACUUGUUUGGAACAA
Molecule: messenger RNA, 806 nt
Organism: Diabrotica balteata
Lineage: Eukaryota; Metazoa; Arthropoda; Insecta; Coleoptera; Chrysomelidae
Source: the annotation of a GenBank genome assembly